Paramecium sonneborni is the source of this 1005-nucleotide messenger RNA. Lineage: Eukaryota; Ciliophora; Oligohymenophorea; Peniculida; Parameciidae. The record is from the annotation of a GenBank genome assembly.
AUGAAAAUAACAUCUAAGACCUUUGAUAUAUUUGGGUGGAUAAUAUAAUUCAUGUAUGAAUGCCUUAAGAAUGAAAAGAAAAAGGAUUCACUAACUCAAUAAGAGCUUUUAGAUUAUGAUUUUGUAUCUGGACAAGUGGGUAAAGUUAUUCUUUUUUGGAUUUAAACAGUAUACUUUUUAGAUGUUAACUUUUUAUAUAAACUUGAGACUGUAUUGUUAAUAAUAGGAUAUUAUUUCUUUGUUGCUUUUAUGGUUUUAGUUGAAUAAAAAUACGUUUAUGAUGGAUAUUCGUACACAUUUCAUAGAAUAAUUACAAACAGAUUUAUGAACUUAAUAGUCAAUGGUAUUUCAAUAUUAAUAUUCCAUUAAAAAUAAUCCUUACUCAUUACAUGGGAAAAUAUAAAAAAAAAAUAAAUAGAGUUUGAUGAUUUUGUUGUGGCUGCUCUUGUUAUAUCUACAGGUUUUGAUAUUAUACAAAUAUUAUUUUAAUUAAGUACUGUUACAUUUUCUGGUAUGAAAGAAGUAGAUAAAACAGAGAAUUUUUAUUCGAAAGGAGGAUGUAUUUAAUUAUGUAUUGGCUAAUUUAUUGGAAUUGUAUUAUUGGGAGGAUCAAUUUUAAUUAUGUAUUAUUAUAAGGAAAUUCCCUUUUAGAGUUUAUUAGAUUUAAGAAUUAUUAUUUUGGAAGGUUCAGUGGGCUUGGAGUUUUUAUUGUCUUGUAUUUAUUAUAGUUGUAAUGAUAAAGGAAAGGAAGAUGCACCCAAAUCUAAGAAAAUACUUUGUUUUGGUUAUGGAUUUUGUAUUGGAGCUAUGGGUAUAAUAUCUGGACCGGCAAUUCUUAUAAUUUUAUUUUUUUAUGCAUUGUUAAGAUGUACUUGUUGCUGUUAUAGAUUUUCAUGUAAGUGUCUUAUUUGUUGUUGGUGUGCUAAGGUUGAUUAAAGUUUGCAAUAUUAGUUUGAGAAUCUUAAUACUAAUGAAAUCUAAGCAAUAAAAAAGGAGAAGAAUUGA